AUGCAGAGACUUGUAUGGGUCGCUCUCUUACUUCUAUACCAUGCACGUGCUGUCUUAGCGGCCGGUAAUACGACAUGUCUUAGUGGUCAACUGGACUGGUACACAACCGCAGUCGGUGAAACGCCCUGCGCGACAUAUCAGCAGCUUCGACAAAUAUGCAACAGUGCUUACGUGGUUGGAAAUUUCAGUUCGACCACCCCCGGUGAUCGUUGCGAUGAUCAAGUCUCGGAUUGCUGCUGCAAUUCUGUCGCAUUCGGAUUGAGCAUGCUCUGCAUGAAUUGCCAAGAAGAUGCUGUCUCAGGCAAUGUAGCUGGAUUCGAUGCCGCUCCUGGAACAUACACUACUUAUCUUGCUGGUUGUGGUCCUAGCGUCAAUCACUCGCUUCCAGCAGAUAUUCAACAAGCUGUGUGCAAUGAGAACAUCAAGAUUGAUAACUUUUUAUACGAUAUCUAUUGGUCCGAUGGAUCCUGUCGAUGGACGGCCGAUCAUGCAACAGAGCAGCAGGCGAUAAACAACAACAAUACUUUCACGGUUUGCCCGAACCAAGUCUUGGCUUCGACAUCCCUCCCCACAUCUACAACGGUCAAUACUGCAGCUGCAGCUGCCUCUGCCACUCUCACUAGUAUUAUCUCUGCAUCGCCUUCCAGCUCUGGGAAUACUACUUCAGUCACGGUGGCCUCAUCUACUUCUAACUCAAAGACAGCCAUCAUCGGUGGUGCAGUAGGCGGCGUUGCGCUCACCAUAAUCGCCUUGCUCGGUGGUGCUUACUGUUAUAGACGGAGUAAACGACCUCGUGUGAUCCAGGAUACGCCAACCGUGUUUCUGGGCCAGUCACGUGGUGUCCAGCCGAUGUACGGAGCGUCCGUCGCGGAUACUGAACCAGGUGCUUGUACUCGUCGUGUGUUCAUUCAAGCACUCACAAUAUUCCCUAGCAGCCACUCAGAGACACAGUAG
This is a messenger RNA of Suillus bovinus, 954 nucleotides long. RefSeq lists its product as uncharacterized. NCBI's taxonomy places the organism in Eukaryota, Fungi, Basidiomycota, Agaricomycetes, Boletales, Suillaceae. The coding region runs from base 1 to 954 and encodes 317 amino acids. The transcript has 8 exons. The record is from RefSeq and is a predicted model, not a curated record.